Messenger RNA from Mya arenaria, 2393 nucleotides. RefSeq names its product delta-like protein 1. The record is from RefSeq and is a predicted model, not a curated record. The coding region runs from base 57 to 1313 and encodes 418 amino acids. NCBI's taxonomy places the organism in Eukaryota, Metazoa, Mollusca, Bivalvia, Myida, Myidae. The transcript is spliced from 12 exons. Gene Ontology annotation, molecular function: protein binding; calcium ion binding.
AUACAUUACCAUGUUAAAACAUGAAAAGCGUUAUUAAGGAAGUAUAAUACUGCAAUAUGUUUGCCCGGCUGGCUUUAAUAUUUUGGUUUCUUCAUGUUUCUAUUGGAUUAAAUACCUCAUGUUGCGAUUCGUAUCAUCUGAAGAGGCAGAACGGAGAAUUGUGGACCUGCGACAAUUGUCCUCCGGGAUAUCAUUUCGUUGAUGACUGUGAAUUCAAUGGUGGAAGCGCUAAAUGUUCUCCAUGCUCAAAUGGUUAUUAUAUGGAAACCAGGAAUGUUUUCAGAGCAUGUAGAAAAUGUAAAAUAACCUGUCCCUACAGCACGAUUAUUGAUUUUAACUGCACCUCGACAUCUGAUCUUAAAUGUGGUUGUUCAUACGACAGAUAUCUCGACAAGGAUUUGUGCGUUACAAAAACAAAAUGUCAGCCGGGCUAUGGCGAAAGCGGAACUACUGCUGAAGGAGAUACGAAAUGUGUCAGAUGCCCGGAAGGGACAAUAUCACCUAAUAAUUCCUCUGAGGAAAAAUGCAUGCCUGACACGGAUGACUGUGCCCUUAUGCCUUGUAUGAACAACGGCACAUGCACGGAUUUAGUGAACGACUUCAAUUGCACUUGUCCUGGAGGCAUUUCUGGUCGAAGAUGUGAACAUUCUACAGGCUGUGAUACUGGACCUUGUCAAAAUGGAGGACGAUGCGUACCGGAAGGGAUUUUACAUCUCUGUGAUUGCCCAGAUGGAUUCAAAGGAAAAAACUGCGAAGUAACAAUUCCCUCUAGAAGUAAGCACCUAAUCGUGAGCAUAGUUCUAGGAAUUAUCUUAUGUGCGAGUGUGUUGGUUAAUGUCGGCAUGCUUGCAUGGCGUUUAAGAAGAAUAUGGAUUCCAGGACGUGCAUCAAAGAAAGAAGGAAAUCCUGAAAGCAGCCAAGAGGAACUUUCGGAAAAAGAAUUACUUCUACCAGAUUCUUCUGGACAAGAAAGUUCUUCCAAUGGCAGUCACAAAAAGGACGAUAAACUUGAAGAUAAAGACAUUGCCAGUCAAUCACCCGGUGGGCAAGAUUCUAUCCGACCCGAACGUGGUUCAGCGGUGCCUGACUAUGAAGAUGGAGACAAUAGAAGUUCAUCAUCCCAUAGACAAGAGACUUCCAAAAACGACAAUCACAUUGAAGGCCCUCCAGUACAGGAACAAAGCCCACCAAGUAAUGUUAGCCCUGCAAAUGCGUCAAGACCACCAACAGGUACAUGUGACAAUGACUUCCAGGACAUACGUGAUAAAGCAAACAAAGGGAAAUCCAUCAGCAAAGGCUCAAAUCAGAUCUAGAAUUAUGGCGCAAUUGUUAUAAGGAUUAAAAAGAAACAAUACAAGAUGUCCAUAUGCUACACAAAGGAACGAAGACGUGUUUACAUAUUAAUAUGUGAAAUAAUGAUUCCUAUACAAAUAUCAACACCAGAUAGUAUGAUACAAUUGUGUGCUUUACAUGGCUAAUACACGAUUUAACAUCAUAAAAUAUUUGUUCUAUUCAAGAAGCUAUGCUUGGUGUUUUGUAAUUUAUAUUAUUCUGAAUGUUUAUGUUCAAUUUGCUAUUGAAACUCGAAGUUUUGAAAUUAACCAGUGAUGCGAUUUGUAAGAACAAUUGUGUAUUUAUAUCGCAUUGAUUACUUCCAAAAUAUUACAUUUUCCUACCCAUUAUGAAGCAUCAAUGGUGUAUUUAAUAGUCUCAGAAUGCACAUUGUCCCACACUUGCAUCGAUCUGCAACUAGUAAAGCACUUGUUUUAUAGAUUGAAAAAAAGUAUUCGCAUUAAAAUGGUAUAUGCAUGUUAUGGUAGAGUAAACAAGAUCAAACAAAAUUAGUGUUAACAGACAAGUUAAAUAUAGUACAUGUAUAUGCUGUGAACAUUUAGAUGAAAACUCUCUAAUCCUUAUAGUGCAUCACAUCUAAAAAUUGUUUAAUUUCUUGAGUAAAUGCUAUAACAAUAAUUUGAUAUACCAUAUACUUUAUUGUUAAACCCCCUUACAAUACACAUAUGAAAUAUUAAUAUGAUUAUGACAAAAUAACCAUUUAUCUUGUACAGUAUGAUAAAGAUUUAGGUUGACUGGAUAAUGCAUGUAGUGUAUUUAAAUAGAUUGAAAGGUAAGGUAUUUAUAAUUGUUGUAUCACUUAUAUAGUAGUAUGGUCUAAAGAAGAAAAUGAAAAGUGUAUAACAGAAUGUACCCUGUUGACAAUUGUUUUUAUUAUACAGACGUUAUAACAAUAUAUAUUAAAUUAAUGUAUACAUUUUUAUUGUUAUUUCAAUUGAAAAAAAAUGUUUUGUUUUGCAUGAAUGAAUGCUAGUAUUCGACGCCACUGUAUCUGGCUAAAUAGGUCUAUGACCAUCUGGUUAAUAAACGUUCUUUUCUGA